Fomitopsis serialis is the source of this 504-nucleotide messenger RNA. RefSeq lists its product as uncharacterized. Lineage: Eukaryota; Fungi; Basidiomycota; Agaricomycetes; Polyporales; Fomitopsidaceae. The record is from RefSeq and is a predicted model, not a curated record. The annotation marks the transcript as partial. The transcript has 4 exons.
GCUCCUGCUGCGUCUCCCCCGCGGAGCAAUGCACCAUCUGUUCCGUCCUCCACGGCGUCGUCCACGCUCAGCGUCGCGACUAACAACACGACCACGCCGUCAACGCCCGCAAGCACCUCCCGACGCUCCGGCUUCUUUAGCCGGUUCACGGGCGGUUUGACUGCGUCGGCGUCGUUGAGCCUCAGCUCAAGCAUGACGUCGCUCUCGCUCGAGACCUGUGUCCACGCCGAGCGCGGCUCCGUCGACGAGCUCUACUGGGUCACACUCGACGACCAUCUCACUAGUCUUCGCAAGUCGGCUGGAAAUGACGCAAAAAAGCUUGCACGAGUCUUUAGAUCUAUCCUCGACAAUGAUAGGGCAUCACAUGGCAAUAACCCCGCCGCGAUCAACGCUGUUCCCGAAGAUGAAGUAGUAGAUGAACGGCAGCAACAGGUCAACAAGGCUUUUGUUUCGUCGACUGAGAGAGAUGAUGCGCAGCCAAGCCCCAGCGGAUCUCCUGCGUAG